Colletotrichum destructivum is the source of this 4174-nucleotide messenger RNA. Its product is annotated as Putative oligopeptide transporter, OPT superfamily. NCBI's taxonomy places the organism in Eukaryota, Fungi, Ascomycota, Sordariomycetes, Glomerellales, Glomerellaceae. The coding region runs from base 1258 to 3783 and encodes 841 amino acids. The record is from RefSeq and is a predicted model, not a curated record. Gene Ontology annotation, cellular component: plasma membrane. Gene Ontology annotation, molecular function: oligopeptide transmembrane transporter activity. The transcript is spliced from 6 exons. Gene Ontology annotation, biological process: transmembrane transport.
GACACUGGCUGGAAUCGGGGAACUGGCCUCUGCGCCGCAAACGCAACGCAACGACACACGUUGCGGCUUGGCGCUCUUUCCCUCGCUUUGUCUCGUCAACCCUCUCUCUUUUCUCUCCCCGAGAGUCGAGUCGCCGACGAACCUUACACGUACUAGUACUGUAGCCCCUUUGCGUAUCUUAGAAGCUUCUCUUGACGUCCGGCUCGGAUAUACCCCCCUGAGCGGACUUCCUCUCUCGUUCCAUCGGAUCGUCUCUCUCUGGUCGCUUCAAGAGCACCGGGAUUCAACCCUUCGAGAAGACGGGAAACACCCUGGUGGACGACAUCUCAUCUCACCAACCGGUCCAUCGAACCACGUUUCAGACGUCGACAUCUCCCCAGCAUUCCAAGUCCUUGUCAGCGCCGUACUAAGCAGCCAAGAGAAACAAACGAGGCUUCAGGAACACAGGCGACGUCGAAGCUUGGCCCCCCGCCUUGCAGGGUCUCCCGUCACAUCUCCGUGUCUGCAAAACCCAACGCCUUCGUUCAUUGCCGCAGCCUGCGGCUCUGUCUUCGGGCCUCGAGUUGCCACACCACACUGCAUCUGUGCUGAGUUGUGCCGCAGCUUGGUUUCAGUGUCGCAUUUGUUUCCCUUCUUAUCGUUGCCCACCCGUCCUAUGAGAGCAAAGCAGCCACUUCUCGCCCGAUCUUUUUCUUGUCCGAGCAUUUUCACCAGUCGGGAAUUCCGCCUUCCUUAGACUAGCCUCAUUUCAUGCCUUGACACACCUUCUCGACAUCUUUGGCCAUCCCAUCACCACCUAUCACGCCCUCAACGACACUCAGCUCCAGUCAUCGUCUUCGCCAUCCCGUAGUCUGAUCCCGGUCUGCGGAUCGCCCGCCCCUUUCCUGUCGAGCAUCACCCUGUUUCCUCAGGCACGGAGGCAGUCUCUACGCUACUUACUUUUGUGUUCCACGCCUGUGGGUUGAUACAUUCGAGUGCCAGGUCCAAUCACGCCACCAUUCGCCUUGAGAGGCUCAUCGUCGGCUCAAAGGGUACAUUCAGCAGGACGGAUUAGCCUUUGCUUCAUGUUGGUCUGGGAUCGGCGCUCGUGGCUUAGCCGGUUCCCAUUGUCCAUCUCUCUCUCUCUCUCAGCGACAUAAGCCUAGACACUGUAGACUCUGCCCCUAUAUAGAAACCCACUACUUCCUCCUGCUUUUGGAAAGCUUUGGGCCCUGCGUCGAUGAUUGUGCUCCCACACUUUUUGGGAAUACUAUCAGCAUGCCCCAACCAUCUAGCGGUAAGCCGUCUGGCACGGCUUCAGGACCUAUGAUGGCGGACAACGAUCAAGGGCUCGAUACCAAAGCAGAGGUGGAAGUUAGUGGGCGCGAGAUCAAUCCCGCUCCCGAGUCUACUACGUCAAGAUAUCACGACCGUGAUCCGGUAGAGGACUUGAGGGAGCGGCUCUCGCAAUGGGGUGAGUCGAGUGUCUACCAUGGCUAUGAUGACGAUGAAGAUGAGCAAGGGUCCGAACAUGAACUUCUCUUAGAUCCCAAUCUGCCCGAAGAGUACGAGACGAGGAUUCGCAAAGCCGAUUUGACACCCACCGAAGAGGUUGACGAUGAGCUCGCCAUGAAGAGAGAGGAGGAGGAGGACUCGCCCUAUGCCGAAGUACGCGCCGCCGUUCGCAACUACGACGAAGACGUCCCAUGCAACACCAUCAGAGCCUGGACUAUCGGUCUAUUGCUGGUCACUGUCGGCGCUUCAAUGAACACGUUGUUCUCAUUACGACAACCCUCCAUCGGCCUUGGCCCUCUGAUCGCGCAGAUCAUCGCCUGGCCCAUUGGCCAAGGUUGGGCCAAGGUGAUGCCCACCAAACAGUUCAAUACGUUUGGCCUCAAGUGGAGUCUGAACCCUGGACCUUUCAACAUUAAAGAACAUUCCAUUAUCGUUGUGAUGGCCGGUGUUUCCUUUUCGGUCGCAUAUGCCACCGACAUCAUUUUGGCUCAGCUGGUCUUCUACAAGCAGGACUUUGGCAUCGUCUUUCAGCUCCUUCUCACAAUCUCGACCCAGUCGCUGGGCUACGGAAUCGCCGGCAUCAUGAGAAAGUUCCUAGUCUACCCGGCGGCCAUGAUCUGGCCCGGCAAUCUGGUGUCUGUCACUUUGAUGAACGCCAUGUAUGAGGCGAACGACCGGCCCGAUCCCAGCUUCAUUGGAGGUAGCAUGCCUCGGUACAAGUGGUUCGGUAUCAUUACCCUCGGCUCAUUUUGCUACUACUGGAUACCCGGCUUCCUUGCCCAGUUUCUGAGUAUCAUGGCGGUCGCCACUUGGAUCGCACCGAACAACGUUGUUAUCAACCAACUGUUUGGUGGCACGAGCGGUCUUUCAAUCCUGCCAUUGACGCUCGACUGGACCCAGAUCUCGGGAUUCGUUGGUUCUCCGCUCAUUCCUCCAUGGCACGCGAUUGCCAACACGCUUAUUGGCGUUGUUACUUUCUUCGUCAUCGGGGCCUCCAUCUUCCAUUACAGCGAUGUCUGGUAUGCCCAGUACCUGCCCAUGAGUGACUCGGGCACGUACGACAACACCGGCAACCCGUACAACACGUCUCGCAUCCUGACGCCCCAGCUCACGCUCGACGUGGAGGCCUACAAAAACUACUCGCCUCUGUUCAUCAGCACGACAUUUGCGAUUUCAUACGGGUUAUCAUUCGCUGCCAUUGCCUCUCUGAUUGUCUACACGUAUCUGCACAACGGCAAGCAGAUUUGGGCGCAGUAUAGGAAUAGUAGCAAGGAGAAGCCCGAUAUCCACAUGAAGCUCAUGAAGAAGUAUAAGGAGGCGCCAACCUGGUGGUACAUGGGCCUGUUCGCAAUCAUGCUUGGUCUCGGUUUUGUCACUGUCUUGGCAUACCCGACCAACCUGACAUGGUGGGCAUUUCUCCUGGCGGUGGCCAUUUCCUUCGGCUUCUCACUGCCUAUCGGCAUCAUUCAAGCCGUCACCAACAAUCAGAUCGGCUUAAACGUUUUGACCGAGUUCAUUUACGGAUACAUUCAACCAGGACGACCGCUCGCGCUCAUGAUAUUUAAAACUUUUGGGUACAUCACCAUGUCGCAGUCUCUGAGCUUCGUCUCCGACCUGAAGUUUGGCCACUAUAUGAAGAUCCCGCCCAGAACCAUGUUCAUGUGUCAGGUCGUCGCCACGACCUUCUCAUGCUUCAUCCAGAUUGCGGUGCUGAACGCUGCACUGAAGAAUAUCCCCGAGGUGUGCACUCCGCACCAGGAGAACAAAUUCUCUUGCCCGGGCGGCCGCGUCUUCUUCGCUGCCUCCGUAAUCUGGGGUCUCAUCGGCCCCGCUCGCAUGUUCUCCCCGGGCCAGGUGUACUCGGGCCUCUUCAUCUUCUUCGGCCUCGGCGCCAUUCUCCCCGUCAUCUUCUACUUCGCCGCCCUCAAAUGGCCUAAGUCGCCAGUCAAGUACCUCAUGGCGCCCCUCAUCUUCGGCGGAGCCGGCGCCAUCCCGCCUGCAACGCCGCUCAACUACCUUAGCUGGGGCAUUGUCGGCUACGUCUUCCAACACCACAUUCGCAAGAAGCACUUUGGCUGGUGGUCGCGUCUCAACUACCUCACCUCGUCCGGUCUCGACCUUGGCCUGGCCCUCGCUACGCUUGUCAUCUUCCUCGCCUUCACACUCAACCGAAUCGACCCGCCCAAGUGGUGGGGCAAUGACAUUGUCACCGCGACCAUGGACGCUCAGGGCACAGCGAUCCAGUCCACGCCGGCCCCCGGCACGAAGUUUGGUCCAACUUCAUGGUAAGUAUUCCCGACAAGACACGACUAGGCGUCACGGUUAUUAGGACUUUGUAGCACUAAAGGGGUUCGCACCACAGGGAACACUAGGAAUGUGGUUUUUCAAGCUAAAAGAAACACUUUCCUGCCAUCUUGCUGUUAUCGUUUUAGGUUCCAUACGCCGGAAAGAUUUAGGGAAGAGAGGGACAGCUCGAUCGGGAUUGGAUACCCAAAUGAGUAGAAAGAGAAAGGUGGAUCAGCAUCACAACAUUAAGACGGACUACUUACUGUGUACAUUAUCUAUUUCAUUGCGUGUCAAGUCUAAUUUCUACUGGGCCACUCAUCAACUCCGGAUCAUCGUCUCACAAGGCGAAGAAGCAUGGGUAGGGCGGGGCAUCGCGCAACACGAGAACCAACCG